Peronospora matthiolae is the source of this 2739-nucleotide messenger RNA. Lineage: Eukaryota; Oomycota; Peronosporomycetes; Peronosporales; Peronosporaceae. The record is from the annotation of a GenBank genome assembly.
AUGUCCCCCACCAUCACUCCUGCGCCUCCUCCCGCCUUCCAGCGUCUGCCUUCGUCCGCCGUCCCGCAAAAGUACCACAUCAACUACGAGCGCAUCGACCUGCUCAACUUCCGCUUCGAAGGCUCCGAGCGCGUCCUCGUGCACGUGACUGAGUCGACGUCCGUCCUCACGUGUCACGCCGUCGAGCUCCACGUCUUCCACGUGUUCGUCGAUGACGUCGCCUCGCCGUGGCGCACCCAAGAAGCGACCGCGAUCCACUCCAACCGCCUCGACGACACGAUCGCGUUCCACUUUGCCGAGCCGCUGCGUGCCCACGCGUCCGUCACGCUCCGUCUGCAGUUCCGCGGCGUCCUGAACGACCAGUUGCGGGGCUUCUACCGCACCGAGUACGAGGCCAACGGCGAGCAGCGCGCGCUCGCAGUCACGCAGUUUCAAGCGUGUGACGCGCGCCGCGCGUUCGUGUGCUGGGACGAACCGGCUCUAAAAGCCACGUUUGAGAUCUCCAUGGUGACGGACACGGACGUCGUCGCCUUGUCGAACACGCACGUGGUCGAGACGGUCACGCGGCCACGGGCGAACGCGCAUCUCUGGCACGAGACGCGCGCAAAGGACGAAGUAGAUGGGACCCUGGAGAAAGUCUGGACGUUUGCCGAAACGCCCGUCAUGUCGACGUACUUGGUCGCGAUGGUUGUCGGUGAAUUUGACGUGCUCUCGGACGUGACGAACGAAGGCGUGACGGUGAGCGUCUACACGGCGCCUGGACAGAGCGCGCGUGGCUCGUUCGCGCUGGACGUUGCCGUCAAGGCCUUGUCGUUCUUUACCGAGAGCUUUAAGAUCCCGUAUCCGUUACAGAAACUCGAUAUGGUGGCAAUCCCGGACUUUCUAGGAGCGAUGGAGAACUGGGGACUCGUGACGUAUACGGAAACGUAUUUGUUGGUGGACCCGAAGCUCAGCAGUCACGAGAUCAAAGCUGAUGCAACGCGUGCGAUCUGUCACGAACUGUCGCACCAGUGGUUUGGCAAUUUAGUGACAAUGACUUGGUGGACAGGGCUGUGGCUGAAUGAAGGAUUCGCUCAGUUUAUGGAGUUUGACGCGGCUGAUCACCUUUUCCCGCAAUGGAAGUUGUGGGAGACGUUUGUGCAAGACAUUACGCUCCGAUCGGCCUUUGUGAAGGAUGCGAUGGUGUCGUCACACCCGAUUGAGGUGGUGGUGAAUCAUCCGGAUGAAGCUGAUGAGAUCUUCGAUGCGAUCUCGUAUAAUAAGGGAUCAAGUGUCGUGCGGAUGCUAUCGGAGUAUCUUGGUCGCGAUGUGUUUUACCGUGGCGUGCACGACUAUCUGUUGAAGUACAGCUACAAAAACGCUGUGACAGAAAAUCUGUGGGAAGCGCUGGAAACGACGUCUGGCCAAAAGUUGAAAAGCAUGGCGGAUACGUGGACGAAGCAGGUCGGCUUUCCGUUAGUGACAUUAUCGCAACACGACGACGGCAAAUGCACACUAGUUCAGCAACGGUUUUUUGCCGAUACGAGCUUAAACAGGACAGACAACACGUUGUGGGAUAUCCCCCUGACUCUUUGUACGUCGGAGGACCCGAGCGCUAUCAAACGCCUUGGGAUUUGGAGUGCGAAAACGUCGUCUCUACACUGCUCGACGACGGUCGAGACACCGUUGGUAGCGGGUGAUGACAUAAAUAGUCAGAUCAACGUACCAGCAGGACCAAAGGGCUGGAUCAAGUUGAACCCGAACCAGACGGGUUUCUACCUCGUGAACUAUUCUCCGGCACUGUGGAAGCGUCUCGAGAUUCCUGUGAAAGAACGGCUACUCGGCGUUCCUGAUCGUGUGAGCCUGUUGAAUUCAGUGUUUGCGUUUGCUCGCUCGGGGGUGCUGAGUCUGCCAGACGCUUUGGACUUUACGAGCGCGUACGUCGACGAGACGGCGUCUUUGUGCUGGAAAGAGAUCUCGCGCAACAUGGGAUAUUACUCCAACUUGUUUAGCGACGAACCGUUUUUCCCAAUGUUUCAACAGUACGUGCGCAAUCUGUUUGCACAGGUUAUGUCGCGAUUGGGUUGGGAUGCUGAUCCAUCGAAACAAGCUGACGCUGACGAGGGCGAGUUCCGCAAAACAGUCAUCUAUUGCUUGGGUCUUGCCGAUGACAAGGAUGUGAUUAAGGAAGCGAAGAGGCGCUUUCACGCAUACAUCGGAGGUGAUUUUACUGCACUUUCGGGCGAUUUGCGUCGUGCCGUGUUUGACAUUGAAGUUACGUCCGGCGAUGCGUCCAGUGCCAAGCUGCUGCAAGAAUUGCACAACAAGAGCGAUUUUGCGGAGGAACGCGACGACUGUCUUGCUACGAUGGGAUCAGUGGCUGAUGCAUCGGCCAAGCUCCAGGUUUUAGAGUGGGCGGUAGAAAAUGUGCGAUCGCAAGGCAUUCAUCACCCCUUCAUCAGCGUGGCAAGCGACAAAGUUGGAGCCGAAGUAGCGUGGCAGUAUGUACAAGACAAGUGGGACUUUCUGGUCAAGAAGUAUUCGGCCACGACCCUAGGGAUGAUUGUGUCUGGAGCCGUCUCUUGGUUUCCAACCGUGGCGAUGGUUGAAGAGGUAGAGGCUUUCAUGGUAGACAAGGACACGUCGGGAUACAAGCGUCGCCUUGAUGUUGCUCUAGAGACAGUACGUCUCAAGAGCGCCACGUUUGGUCGUGACCGCGAACCCCUGGCAAAGUGGCUGGAGAAUCGAGAAGCAAGGUAG